AUGAUCGAUACCCUGGCGAGCGGCGAGGCUCGGGACCUGCUGGUCGAGCUCCCCGCAAUGCUGGAGCAGGAGCUGCGGGCUCAGCCCCGGGCCGCCGGCCUCAGGCUGCUCGAGGCUGCCCACGACAACGGCCUGCGAAUGACCGCACGGCUGCGGGACUUCGAAGUGAAAGAUCUCCUCAGCUUAACUCAGUUCUUUGGCUUCCACAUUGAGACGUUCUCACUAGCUGUGAAUUUCUUAGAUAGAUUUUUGUCAAAAAUGAAGGUACAGCCUAAACACUUGGGCUGUGUUGGACUCAGCUGCUUCUACUUGGCUGUGAAGGCAUCAGAAGAAGAAAGAAAUGUGCCCUUAGCCACUGACUUAAUUCGAAUAAGCCAGUAUAGGUUCACUGUUUCUGAUAUGAUGAGAAUGGAGAAAAUCAUACUGGAGAAAUUGUGUUGGAAAGUCAAAGCUAUAACAGCCUUCCAAUUUCUGCAGCUCUAUCAUUCAUUCAUUCAUGAGAAUUUAAGCUGUGAAAGGAGAAAAUACCUUAAUUUUGAUAGACUUGAGACCCAACUUAAGGCCUGUCACUGCAGACUCAUGUUUUCUAAAGCCAAGCCUUCUGUCUUGGCGCUGUCUAUUAUGGCAUUAGAGAUUGAAGAACAAAAACUGCUGGAGUUGACAGAGGCAUUGAAAUUCCUACAGUUACAUUCCAAGAUAAGCGACAGAGAAUUGACCUUCUGGAAGGAGCUAGUGUUAAAGUGCCUUAUGGAAUAUUCCUCAAGCAAGUGUUCCAAACCAAAUGUGCAGAAAUUAAAAUGGAUUGUGUCUGGACGUACAGCUCGGCAGCUUAAACACAGCUACUACAGAAUAACACACCUUCCUACCAUUCCAGAGACCAUCUCAUGA
This is a messenger RNA of Cinclus cinclus, 888 nucleotides long. It is a transcript of the gene CCNG1, whose product is annotated as cyclin G1. NCBI's taxonomy places the organism in Eukaryota, Metazoa, Chordata, Aves, Passeriformes, Cinclidae. The record is from RefSeq and is a predicted model, not a curated record. Gene Ontology annotation, cellular component: cyclin-dependent protein kinase holoenzyme complex; cytoplasm; nucleus. The transcript is spliced from 5 exons. Gene Ontology annotation, biological process: regulation of cyclin-dependent protein serine/threonine kinase activity; mitotic cell cycle phase transition. Gene Ontology annotation, molecular function: cyclin-dependent protein serine/threonine kinase regulator activity. Bases 1 to 888 code for a protein of 295 amino acids.